This is a messenger RNA of Achroia grisella, 2194 nucleotides long. RefSeq names its product dystrophin-related protein 2-like. Gene Ontology annotation, cellular component: plasma membrane. The record is from RefSeq and is a predicted model, not a curated record. NCBI's taxonomy places the organism in Eukaryota, Metazoa, Arthropoda, Insecta, Lepidoptera, Pyralidae. Bases 89 to 2032 code for a protein of 647 amino acids. Gene Ontology annotation, biological process: synaptic signaling. The transcript has 11 exons.
GGACGGAUUGGUAGUUUUUUUUAAUAUUUAAAAGUUGAAAAUAAUAAAUAAUCAUUUUCAUUUCAAAUGAUUUGAAAAUCAAAACAAAAUGUCCAACAUUACAUGGAAAAAGAUUGAAAAUGAGGGAGGUUACCCGUGUUACGUUGACGAGACCAGUGGAAGUCAGCAGUAUGAUCAUCCCGAAUUCCAGAAAAUAAUGGAGGCUCUUAAAGAAUAUGACGAUAUUAAGUACAGUGCAUACAAAAUUGCAUUUAAAAUAUUUUCUUUGCAAAAGCAUUUAUUAGUACCUCCACUGCGCAUAAGCUCUGGAGUAUUUGCACGACAUCAACUCAGCCUUUCGGAAAGCAGCCUGUCUUUGGACACAGCUGAGUUGGAAGCAGUUUUAGCAGACAUAUAUUUUGCAGCGGAGAAGGAGGGCCUCUUCAGUGGCGAUGUGGACUUAGUUGUUGACUUGUUGAUCAAUUUGUUGCUUAAUGUUUACGAUAGAGAUAGAAAGGAGCCAGUUAGAGUGCUAUCAGCAAAGACACUACUGAUUAUACUCAGUACAGAGUCAGCUACAGAGAAAUGGGCGGCGCUUGCUAAUUGUUGCGCCGAUCACAAUGGAUGUGUGUCGCCACGACGGCUGGCAGCACUCCUGGCUCAUAUGACAGCGUUGCCAGAGUAUCUUGGCGUACCUUGUGACCAGGUGCAGGCUGAUGUUGAUGCUUGCUUUGACAAGAGCGCCGGUAUGCUUGGCGUGAGUACACGCACAGUGGCUGAAUGGGGCGUAGCGAAUUGUACAAGCGCGCGAUGGCUACCGGCCGUACAACGGGUUGUCUGCAGCAGAAACAGCGCUAAUGUUACCGCUGCGUGCGCUGCGUGCUUGCAACCACUUAUACAGGUGCUUAAAUUUAAAUGCUACAAGUGCAAUGAAGUGUAUUUCUGCGAGAAGUGUUACUUGUACGAUAAGGACUUGUCCACUGUAAGUGGACAUAAGAAAACUCAUUUGGUGCAUGAAAUAGUUGAUGGAGAGACAAAACCACCAGAGUGUCUUAGUUUUAUUAAAGGCAUGAAGCGAUUCUUCUUUUGCACAAGGACUAGGAAAAAAAAGAUUUCAAAGAAGAAUCCUAAAAAGCUGGAUAAAGCUGAUAGUACGGUACGAAUAAAGCGUGACGGUAAACCUACUAUAUUUACGUCCACUGUUGGCAAGGCAUCAGGGAAUGGUGCAAACAAUCCCACUUGUAUGUUGCAGGAUAUUAUAACUCAGCUGGAAACUCAGAACAAGGCGCUAGAAGACCUUUCCUCACAAUUACAAUCAAUGUCAAAGGACACACCGGACAGCAGUCUAAAAGAUAAAGUGGAAGCACACUGGCAUCAAAUAUCCAUGCAAAUUAACAGGCUGAAGAUAUUAAAGGAAAAUCUAUCAUCAAACAUAGAAAACAUCCCACCAGAAGCUAAAAAACCAGAUAAAAUCGAGCGUCCUCAAGCUUUUGAUCUAUUCAGUCCAAUACCAGUAGAAGAGAAGCAGUCGAAACUGGUGGACUUGAAGAACCAGCCCCGGGUCCUGAGCAUGGACUCCGGAAACUUCUCUGUGGUCUCCAAACAAGCGGAUAGUAACAAUUUGAUGACGAUGUCCGGAGAUGCUCUAAAGCCAGUAGUCGUUCAUGCCACAUCAGAUAGUAUAUCCACUGUGUCUAUGAAUGAUAUUAGCAAUUGGUAUAAUGAAACUGAACCCGCCACAGACAAACGCAGCCAGCAAUCUGUGAAGCCAGUGGAUACAAACCAGUCGCUGUCCGCUACGGAACAGAAGUACGCGGCGGACAUACGCAGCAUGGCGUCCAGUAACGACAAGAUGAAGGAACUCAACGCAGACCUAGACACGGUUCUGGACCGCUUGCAGCAAAUACUCACCAAUAACUUCGCUGUAGACGAUUCAUGUUUUGAUAAUACGCAAUUGCGCGAGACGGCCAACGAGAUGGAAGGUCUUCUGGGUACUCUAAUACGGGGAGUGGAACAGAGGGCCACGCUCAACGCAACCAAGGGACUAGUAUGAAUGUGUAAGUUUGUGUCACAGAGUAUAUUAGUAUAUAGACAGUCUGUGGUAUACUGCCAUUAUAAUAAAGAAAAGGUAUAUUGUGGAGUACAGAUUAUAAUGUUUAUAUUUCCAAUUUGUACAAACUCCAAGUUAUAUAAUAAUGAACUGGUUUCUAGUAUA